AUGCUUGUUUCCAUAUCAGAUCAGAUCAGGCGCUACUCCAGGAACUCUCUUGGGAAAAUGAAGAGUCCCAGCAUUGUGGUAGAUGGGCUAAAGAGUCCGGGCCCUUUGAUUGACUUUUCUUUUGAUCGGUCUGAAGAGGGUCCACUCGAAGUCUUUGAAGACAUUUUUGCAACUUUUGAAAAUAAGAAGGAAUUGCAUGCCAGAGUCCUCCAUUACCUUAAGCAGUUUGGUGGUGAAGUUCCUCAAAAGUUGCGUCUAUCCACAAUUUCUGUGAGGAAGUCUCGUCUCUUCUCUCCGAAGAACAGGCCAAACAAGCAGCUAAUUCCUAAGAAUCUCAUAGAUUCACAAUCUCUGAAGUUCAUUAUGGACUUGACACAGCACAAUCGAGCGAACAGGUCUCUGCUCCAUCUACACACCACGAAGAAACCUCCAAGCAUCAGCGCUCAGUUCCAGGCAUCACUAAGCAAGCUGUUGGAGACCCUGAGGAAGGCUGAACCGUUCUUUGUCCAAUGUAUCAGAUCAAAUGCUGAUAAGAAGGAAAUGCACUUUGAUGACGCUCUAGUCCUUCAGCAACUGAGGUACACAGGCAUGCUACAGACGGUUCAGAUGAGGAAGUCUGGGUAUGGAGCCAAAUUCACCUUCAAGGAGUUUACAGAUCAGUUCAGAGUGCUGCUGCCGAAGGAAAUAUCAACACCUCAACAGGACAUCACCAACCUGCUGACCAAAAUGGGCUUACCCAGCUCUAGUUUUCAGAUUGGCCGAACCAAGGUGUUCUUGAAAGAGUCAGAAAGACAAAUCCUUCAGGAAGUCCGUCAUAAAGAAGUGAUGAGGAGCAUCAUCAUCCUGCAGAGAUGGUUUCGUGCCUGUUUGAUGAGGAAACAGUAUUUGCGCAGAAGGGAAGGAAUUAUAAGUAUACAGCGAUCAUGGCGUUAUUUGCGGAAGACAUACCGAAGCAGUGCAGCUACUGUGAUCCAGACCGCAUGGCGAAGGUCCAAGGAGAGAGCUGAAUAUCUGGAGAAGCGAGAAAAGCUCAAAGCACAAAUAUCUCAGACAGAGCUGGGCCAUUUGAACAAGACUGAGGAAAAAAACCCAAGUCAGCCAAAGCCACAGCCUCCACUGCCUGGUGAAUCCCUCACAACUGAACAAAAGAAGACAGAAGAACUGAGCCCGCAGUCAAACACAGGGACCAAGCCUAAGGUUACAAUACAUCCUACUAGAAUCACAAAGCAACUCAUCAUCAAUGAGGACCAACCCAUUCGAGAUGAUACAGGCAAUAUUGUCAAUAAAGAAGGACAACCAUCUCCUUCAGGCCUCCCUCGGCCUGUGUCGCUUCCACUGAACCUGGGCCAAAGUGGUUCUGCUGAAACUCAAAAUAAUGUACACCUACAACGUCACGACAGGACAACCAGGUUGAAGGAGAUUCCUGAAAAACAGAAUGAGAGGAGGAGGGACGUACCACACGUGGAGAACGUCAGUGGUGGGAGGCGAAGACUUCAAAGCCUGAGAAAAUCGGGUAUACGGAAAUGUGGCGUUUCCCAGUCCCUGGAUAAUGUGUCCAGAAUGAGUUCUUCAGAAAAUGAGAUCCAGUCACCUGAUACUGAUGGGUACAAGAGUAUCACAAGGAGGACAAGUGAAGGAGCACCAACCGUCACACCAGAAAGAGGGGGAUUCCUAAAGUUUUUUAAAAGGCGCCUGACACCCCAGGAUGGGAAUGUAACUAUGGCGAAGACACUGGCAGAAAAAGUGGAACUAGACGGUGGCUCUCACUCCAAUUCUCCACGUAUCAAGCACUCUGCCACUUAUCCUGGAUCCCGUCACAAAUCCACCAUUAAAAUCAGCCGAGCUACUCGUGUCCAGGAGAAGUGGAAUGCUUCGCUGGACAGAGAGAUCACUAACAGUAAUGAACUUCGCCUAUUGGAUGAGUUCUUGGGAAAUCAGAUGAACGAUCUAAGCACCCGCUCAAAGGAACUCUCAGAAACCGAGAAAAUCUUCUUUUUAGCCACCACACAGUUCAGAGACACCAUCAAAUCCAUGUACUCUAUAUCAAAUCCCAAUAUCGGCUAUAAGGACCUGAUGUCAGGUUACCAGAUGAAGGUAUCCAGUUUUGCAGGGCGAGAGAAAGCAUCUGAGGUGCCGCUGGUGGUAAAUCUUUUUCAGUCAGUUCUGGAUGGAUUUAUCAGGGGAGAGCUCAAGCGACUGGAGACAGAGCCUUGUAAGGUUAAGGAGAGGAAUAGAAGAAAUUCUAAAAGAGAUAAAUGUCCUGAUAGCCCACUGGGUCACUUAUUUAGCACAUACCAGGUGACUAUUAUGCAAUCAUGUGACCAGUGUAGCUCAUACAUAUGGGGAAUGGAAAAGGCCUUCAUAUGCAGCUCUUGUAAAAUGGUCUGUCAUAAGAAGUGUCUGAGAAAGAUAACUGUAAAUUGCACGGGUCACUGUGACAGGAAGAAAGAGGGUGAGCAGACACUCCACUUUGGUGUAUCUCUCUGUGCCUUGGUGCACACGGCUGAAUCGGUCCCCUUUGUCAUGGAGAAGAUGCUGGUACAUGUCGAAAUGAACGGACUGUACACAGAGGGCAUCUACCGCAAGUCUGGCUCAGUCUGCCGAGCCAAAGAGCUUCGCCACAUUCUAGAGAAAGAUCCACAGGCCGUCACUCUUGACAAUUACCCCAUCCACACAAUCACCGGCUUGGUCAAACUGUGGUUACGGGAGCUACCUGAACCACUUAUUACAUACAACCUCUACAGUGACUUCAUGUAUGCUGCAGAUCUCCCAGAAGCAUCUGAGCGGUUGCGUGCUAUCUACCGAAAGUUGGAUGAACUACCUCCCUCAAACUUCUCUACUCUUGAAAGGCUUAUUUUUCAUCUUGUGAAAGUGGCAAAAGAGGAAGCUCACAAUAGAAUGUCGGCUAACGCUCUGGCUAUCGUGUUUGCACCCUGCAUUCUACGCUGCCCAGAUUCUUCUGACCCUCUUCUCAGUAUGAAAGAUCUAAACAAGACCACUCUCUUUGUGGAAAUUCUGAUUAAUGAGCAAACAAGGUGCUAUAAUCAGAAAAUGAAAGAAAUUCAGCAGUUGGAAAAUGCGGAAGCUAUGGCCAUUAAACAGCUCAAACUCAGAAGGCAGAACACGAUAUUUGAGCGGCCCAAAUUAGAUUCAGAUGUCGCCUCGAAGGAGAGCGAAAUCGAAAAGAACCUGCUUGAAAGAAUCAGGUCCAUUAAGAAGGAAAAGAACGAUUUGGCCUUUAGACUACCUGAGUUUGAACAGGAUAGCUCAGACGCUGAGAACAUGGACUCCGAAUCAUUAAUCAGCUCUGAGAGUCUACAAGAAGACCAUUUUGUGAGUUUGGACACGGAAGCAAACACUGCCUUGAACAGCUCCAAGCCAGAGAAACCUUCUAAACCUUCUGAUUCAACACAGGAUCCUAAAACAGAGACCAAACAGCCUGCUGAAGAGUUGAACCAAAACCUCUCUGUCUCAUGCCAAGGUGGAGUCCAGUCCAAGUUUGUUACCCAAAGCCAAGACGUCCCAGAAUCCCUCUCCGCCUCCUUUUCUGCAGGUAAUCAGGGCAAGAGAUGUCUUUCAGACCAAGACAUUCCUUUUAUAGAUGAGGAUGUUUGACAAUAAGUUACACCAAAAAGAAAGAUGUUUCUUUCCUGCAACGGAUCAAGCAACAGUCGAUAUCCCAUUUCUGACCAUAUCAACUCUCACUUUGUUUUGAGGAAUAAAUCAAACACUUGGUUCAUGCAUGCUGUCUUAAACCAUGUUGUACUGUUGUGUUUGUAGAUUACAUUUGUAAAUGUACAAAACUUGGGUAUAUUUAAAAUAACUUUAAAGCCAUAAUUAAUUUGUGUUAUGUUUUGCUAAGAUUAUUUAAACAUUCCUUAUAUUCUUGGCAACACUUUGGUAGGUUCAAAUAUUUUAUUAACCGCUACUUUUUUAAUAUUAUUGAUAAUUAAUUGUUGUCUAAAGCAACUUUUUGUGUAGAUUAUAUUGGAGUGGUCUGGGCCUCUAUUAUUGUUUUUUUUUUUUUCUUAGGCACAUUAGAGGAGUCAUUAUUCUCACAACCAAGAACUGUUCUCUUAAUGCAUUAUUAUAUUCAUUGUUUUCUGUGAAAUUACUGUAAGUGGUGUAUGUCGUGCUUCAUAUGUGAAUAUUUUUAUAUUGUUAAAACUUUUUAUUUGAAGAUUUGAAAAUGUUUUUGCAUGCAUUUUUAAUGUGCACUGUUAAAGUUGCAGCAAGAUUUUUUUUUUUUUUAAUGCAGUUAUCCAUGGCAGAUUCUAAGAUGCUUUCUCCUCAGCAGUCAAAUUACAUUUGUUUUAAGAAGAAAUCUGUAGAAAAAUGUUCAUCAUGAAGGCAGAUGUUUUAUAUUGUAAGGAUAGUAUGGAUAUAUUCUGCUCUAGUGAGGAGAAAUGGUUAAAACAGGUCUUAAAAUUGAUAAGCCAAUGCUGCAUAUUGAAAACUAGAAUAAAUUUGAACACACAUUUUGUUUUAGAAAUCUUAAUACAUCUAAUAAUUUUAUGUUAUGGGAAUUGAAAUCAAAUUACUUGAAUUCCGCUCUUGGUAUUGAAGACAUAAAGUUCCUGCAAAAUC
Carassius auratus (goldfish) is the source of this 4587-nucleotide messenger RNA. Its product is annotated as unconventional myosin-IXb-like. The transcript is spliced from 28 exons. The record is from RefSeq and is a predicted model, not a curated record. The coding region runs from base 1 to 3615 and encodes 1204 amino acids. Gene Ontology annotation, molecular function: GTPase activator activity; microfilament motor activity; ATP binding. Gene Ontology annotation, biological process: actin filament-based movement; intracellular signal transduction; lamellipodium morphogenesis. Gene Ontology annotation, cellular component: myosin complex; actin filament; ruffle. Lineage: Eukaryota; Metazoa; Chordata; Actinopteri; Cypriniformes; Cyprinidae.